Molecule: messenger RNA, 390 nt
Organism: Rotaria sordida
Lineage: Eukaryota; Metazoa; Rotifera; Eurotatoria; Philodinida; Philodinidae
Source: the annotation of a GenBank genome assembly
AUGGCUGCAAAACGAAAGCGUUCAUCUUCAACUCGUACUUCUCAAUCAAAAAAAACCUCAAAUAAAAAAUCUACUAAAAAAGUUAAUAUAAAUGUAUCAUCUGAUGAUAAACCAACAACAAAUUCAAUCGAUAGAAAAGAUAUAAAAAAACCUACUAGAAAAACAAAAGGAAGUGAACAAGUUAAAUAUAAUCUUGGUCAACAAGUUCAAUAUGAUCCUGUACAUAAAGGUUCAACAAGACGUGCACAAGGAAAAGUUACAAAAGUAUUAACAGGAGCAAAGAAAUCAGAUCCAUCAACAAAAGAAGUUCGAUAUGUUAUUGAAAAUGAUACUACAGGAAAAGAAACAAUUUAUGGUCAACAUAGUGUUAAGAAAAAACUUAAAAAUUAA